UUAUACCAGUUGCCACUAUCAGAAAGACGCUACACGUGCGUUUGUGCAUUUUGAAAAGAACUAAAUAACUAAAUAAAUUAAUACUUAAUAAUGUCACUUUUACGGAUCAGGAAACCGAAAACACGCAAAGGAAAGAAAGUGUUGUUGGCCCGUGAGCCGCAACUCAUUGAGUCGGCACGCACUAUGUUGUUCGUGGACGGACGUAAAUGUGGUGGUAACGUAAAGCUCUGCAUGAAGGAUCUGCAACAGCUGAAGAAGCCGCUAGUUAAAGUUCUAAACCGUAAGAACGAUAUAACACCAUUCGAUGAUCCAUCUUCCCUGGAAUUUUUAACUAUGAAAAAUGAUGCGGCGCUUUUCACGUUUGGAUCAACGUCAAAGAAGCGUCCAGAUAACAUAAUCAUUGGUCGUAUCUUCGAAAAUGAAGUACUUGAUAUGUUUGAGCUAGGCAUAAAGCGCUAUCAGUCGAUUUCAGAGUUUAAAAACGAAAAGAUUGGCGCCUGUGUGAAGCCCUGCCUGGUCUUCAACGGGCCGAAAUGGGCUCAGACCGAGGAGCUGCGUCGUUUGCGCAAUUUUUUCAUAGACAUGUUUCAGCGAGAAAAGGUUGAAUCCAUACGUCUACAGGGUAUAGAGCACGUACUUAGCUUCACAGUCACCGAUGAUAUGAGUAUCCUCAUGCGUUCAUAUAAAAUCUUGCUAAAGAAAUCCGGUCAAAAGACCCCGCGCAUUGAGCUGGAAGAAAUUGGACCAUCGGCUGAUUUUUCAAUUCGUCGUACGAAGAUUGCAUCUGACGAUCUAUAUAAGCUGUCCAGAAAACAGCCCAAGCAGCUGAGGGUUACUAAAAAGAAAAACGUCAGCACCGAUGCGUUGGGCAAUACAAAGGGACGCGUCCAUCUGGGCAAGCAACAGACGGGCUCAAUACAAACACGCCGCGUGAAAGCGCUGAAAAAGUCACCGGAGGAGAAACGCGCGGAUCGUCAGAAAAAGAAAGUAGCACUAAAAGCAGCCGCAGUUGAAGCAUUGUCAACAGCCGAUUGAUUUAUAAAAAAUGAUUUUAGAUUUUAAUUAGUUAUAAUUGCAAUAAAUUGGUCCAGCUUAAAA
Molecule: messenger RNA, 1098 nt
Organism: Drosophila navojoa
Lineage: Eukaryota; Metazoa; Arthropoda; Insecta; Diptera; Drosophilidae
Gene: Non3
Product: Ribosome production factor 2-like protein Non3
Biological process (GO): maturation of LSU-rRNA from tricistronic rRNA transcript (SSU-rRNA, 5.8S rRNA, LSU-rRNA); ribosomal large subunit assembly
Cellular component (GO): nucleolus
Molecular function (GO): rRNA binding
Source: RefSeq, a predicted model, not a curated record